Fonsecaea multimorphosa CBS 102226 is the source of this 3075-nucleotide messenger RNA. RefSeq lists its product as uncharacterized. Gene Ontology annotation, biological process: GPI anchor biosynthetic process. NCBI's taxonomy places the organism in Eukaryota, Fungi, Ascomycota, Eurotiomycetes, Chaetothyriales, Herpotrichiellaceae. The coding region runs from base 1 to 3075 and encodes 1024 amino acids. Gene Ontology annotation, molecular function: mannose-ethanolamine phosphotransferase activity. The transcript is spliced from 2 exons. The record is from RefSeq and is a predicted model, not a curated record. Gene Ontology annotation, cellular component: endoplasmic reticulum membrane.
AUGGCCAGAAUCGGGCGCGGAGGCUUUCUGGCUCUCGCCGUGGUCUUCCAUCUGGUCUACAUCUACUCCAUCUUCGACAUCUACUUUGUUAGUCCGAUCGUCCAUGGCAUGAGACCAAUUGCCGUUCAGCAAGACCAUGCCCCCUCGAAACGACUGGUUCUAUUUGUAGGCGACGGUCUGCGCGCUGACAAGGCCUUUCAAUCCUUUCCAGACCCUUCUCCUUCUGACCCAGACAACGCCGACUCUACUCCGCGGCCUCUCGCUCCCUUCCUGCGAUCUCGAGUACUCCAGCACGGUACCUUCGGAGUCUCUCAUACAAGGGUCCCGACAGAGUCACGGCCUGGACACGUUGCGCUCAUCGCGGGUCUCUACGAAGAUGUUUCUGCGGUGACAACUGGGUGGAAGUUGAAUCCCGUUGAUUUCGACAGUGUCUUCAAUCGAAGUCGGCACACAUGGAGUUGGGGAAGUCCAGAUAUUCUUCCUAUGUUUAAAGAGGGCGCAGUACCAGGGCGAGUCGAUGCCGAUCAAUAUGGUGCAGAAUUCGAGGACUUCUCACAGGACGCUACUGCACUGGACGUAUGGGUCUUCGAUAAGGUUAAAGAUCUUUUCAAAUCUGCCAGCACAAAUGCCACACUUGAUGCGAUGCUUCGAGAGGACAAAGUUGUUUUUUUCUUGCAUCUGCUUGGUUUGGAUACGACGGGUCAUUCUUACCGCCCAUAUUCCAAGGAGUAUCUACACAACAUCAAGAUUGUUGACCAAGGCGUCGAGGCCAUCACGAAUCUGAUCGAGGAGUUUUAUGCCGACGGGCAAACAUCCUACGUCUUCACAGCGGAUCAUGGAAUGAGCGACUGGGGAAGUCACGGGGACGGCCAUCCCGACAAUACGAGAACGCCCUUGAUCGUUUGGGGGGCUGGUGUAGCCCGACCCCAGCUUUUUCCGGUCGCCCAAGCUCCCGGCCAUGAGGACGGUUUCUCCUCCGACUGGGGCCUUGAUCAUGUUCAACGCCAUGAUGUUGACCAAGCCGAUGUUGCCGCGCUGAUGGCGUAUCUUGCGGGCCUGGAGUUUCCCGUCAAUUCUGUCGGCAAGCUUCCGCUGUCCUAUCUUGCUACAUCGACGCAGGAGAAAGCUAAUGCGUUGCUUGUGAACACCAAACAAGUCCUCGAGAUGUACAGAGUCAAGGAGGAACAAAAGAAGGCAACGUCGCUGAACUUCCAACCAUAUCCCCCUUUUUCACAAACAAACGCGUCUGUGGCUGGUCGAAUUGCUGCUAUCGAGGCUGCAAUCGGCAGCAACCACCACGAGUCAGCCAUUCAGCUGUCCUCGGAGCUCUUUGACCAUGCCCUACAGGGGUUGCGGUACUUACAAACUUACGACUGGCUUUUCCUUCGAGCACUGAUCACCGCCGGAUAUCUUGGCUGGAUUACCUACGCAAUCACGACCGUCAUUGACCUCCAUGUCCUGCAUGGCGCAGUGCAAGAUGAGAGGACGAUGGGAACAACCAUCGUGUUCUCGUCUCUCCUGGUUGUGUUGUAUUCAUUCUUCGUUGUGGAGCGAUCGCCCAUAACCUAUUACGCCUACGCUUUGUUCCCGGUCUUUUUCUGGGAGGAAGUGUUCGUCAGGAGAAAGGCUCUCUUUUCCGGGCUCAGCGUUCUUUUCGGUCACGUCCAGAGCUUUUCUCGAUCUGUCUCACUUCUUGUACAAGUGUUGCUGUAUUUGUUCGUCAUUGAAGCUUUGGUGCAAUCAUACUUUCAUCGCAUUAUCUUCACAGUGUGUUACCUCCUCGCAUCGGUCUUUCCAGCUACCUAUGGCGUGGAUUUCAUCAAGAAAAAUAAAUUAAUUGUGUUGGCAUGGGCAGCGGGCUGCCUAGUUCUAAGCACCUUUACAACGCUCCCGGUGGUCAAGAUUGAGAGUUCCAGUAUGAUCACCGCAGGAGGUCUCCUUAUGUUCGGAGCCGGUGUCCUCUAUCUUGCUUUUGAACACGACAUCACCACGCAGUCAAGAUCGCGGACGCAAGAGACAGAGCCCAACGUGAUUUCUCGAGUCCUCAUGGGCCUUCAGGUCGGCAUCAUUGGGCUGACAAUCAUCGUUACGCGCUCAAGUGUCGCUUCACUUCAAGCAAAGAAAGGACUACCACUCGGAAAUCAAGUCACUGGUUGGCUUGUUCUUAUCGCCUCUCUCAUCCUUCCAUUCGUGCACCGAAUAGCACCAAACACACAUUACCUUCAUCGGCUGGUUAUUAUCUUCUUGACGUUUUCGCCAUCGUUUGUGCUUCUUACGAUCUCAUAUGAGGGCCUCUUCUACUUUGCCUUUUGUUUCACGCUGCUUACAUGGGUCCGUCUUGAGCACGCCAUCCAGCGUCAUGAACCCUUCCAGUCACGAGGAGCUUCGCACGACUCAGUGGCCCCCCCAAAUGGCAUCACCAUAACGUCGAAAUCGCAGAAAUCCGAGAAUCUCCAUCCCGAACAGACCUUCCGCACCCUCGCACUCACGGAUCUGCGCCGUGCCCUUUUCUUCCUCUUCUUUCUACAGUCCGCCUUCUUCUCGACCGGCAACAUUGGCUCCGUUUCCAGCUUCAGUUUGGAUGCCGUGUACCGCCUCAUCCCGAUCUUUGAUCCCUUCUCCCAGGGUGCCCUUCUGCUGUUCAAGUUGAUGGUCCCGUUUGCCAUCAUCUCGGCGGCACUGGGCAUCCUCAAUCGCCGACUCGGGUUGCAAAGCUCGGCGCUGUUCAUGACGGUUAUGAGUAUCAGCGACGUGAUGACACUCAACUUUUUCUGGAUGGUCAAGGACGAAGGGAGUUGGCUAGACAUUGGCACGACCAUCAGUCACUUCGUGAUUGGGAGUUUGCUUUGUGUGUUCGUGGCGGGAUUGGAGGGAGUGAGUCAAGCUUUGAUCCAAGGGGUCGAGGUGGAUAGCUAUGAGGAUAGAACAAAGGAGAUGGGUGGGGUUCAGGUGGUUUCAGGGAAAGUCGUGGAAAACGGCGUGGAUGAGAAGGUGCAGGCAAAUGGGACGGCGAAUGGAGUCGUCAGGGUCACCGAAGGAAGGGAAGGUGUGGACGAGAGGCCGGUUAUUGAAUAG